UUUGUUAUUGGCAUGGUAUGUACACACAGCUGCGACUUUAAGCGGGAAAUAGAAUUCAAUGAGUCUCAAUAUAAGCAACAGUUUUGGAUUAACUUGCAAAGUCUUAAGCAAACAAUGUGACAGUCCGCAGAUUAACUCAUGGGCCACAUGCAGCCUUUUGGAAUUGCUCAAAUGCUUAAACGCAAAGGAAAAGCUCUUGCUGACCAAGUACUUUUGCCAAUUGCCGUUAAGUGUGGGCAGUUUUCGAGUGUUGCGGCAACUGCAGCAACUGAGAAUCCUCACUGCAACCGAAUAUAUUUGCAGUAUUUUAGAUGAAGAGCAAUUGCAAUUGAUACUCAUUGAGUUUCUCGAAAGUGAACACGAUUUGCUAGCAAAUUUAUUCAUCGCGGCACAUUAUGAUUCACUAAAUACAAUUAAACUGAAUAAUAUGCUCGACACGGCAUUAAGGCAUCUCUUUGGCGCCCUUGCUAAUAAUCCAAAAAUCAGCAAUUUAAACUAUAUGGAGCCAUUGUCCAAGUCCUUACCCGUUGAUGUCUUAAUCAAUGUGUGCCUGGAAAUGCAUUUAAGCAUUUUAUUGGAGUUACAUGAGGUAGAAGAUGUUAGUAUGGCAUUUAAGCUCUUUAGCACUUGGAUCAACGAGGGCGUCGACGAGCUUACCUUUGUCAAGAGUCUAACAGGCAAGCUACUGGUCAGACAUCAGAAAGAGAUGCUUAAUUUUCUAUUUAAAAUGUCUGCAACGCCCAACUUUAAACAUUGGAAAUACUAUCUCAUUGCGGUGCAGUCAAUAGCCAGUCUGAACAACACAGAAACCAUUUCAUUUGCAAAAAAAUAUCUCAAGAGCCGAUUGCUUCAUGUGGCAAGUUUAGGCUGUCAGCUCUCCAUGUUGCAUCUGCUACUUACCGCUCGUGCUGUGGCAGCCACAACACUAAAUAUACAACAGAAUUUGGAUAAUUAUGCACAGUGGUACAAGCAAAACAUUGGCGAAAUGUCAUAUGCCCUAAGCAAUGAGCAAUUCCAGAUCGUACUCAACCUUCUAGACGAUUCUGUGCACUACGAAUUGGAAAUUGAUUAUCUAGAGAUUCAUGCAGCGAUUGCCAUUUCGCCAGGCGGGAAACUUGUGCAGGCCUAUAAAACCAAAUGCAAAUCACAUUUGGCACGCUUGAAAGCGGCCAGCAAACAGAAAGAUAACAAGUAGAGUACACCCAACAAUUACACAUAUAUGUAUUUACACACCAAUAAAAUGUAAGUCCCUUCAACACCAAUUAACAUUAUAAUUUUUGAGAACGCUGUUUGCCGGCCAGCGGUUUAUUCCGUUCAUCCCAAAGUGUGACGCCAUCGCAGGCACAGAUUCGUUUAAAGUUUUGCAAUAUGCCAGCCGAGCGAGCAAUUAUGCCACAGGCAAUUCUAAAACAGAUCAUGAAUUAACAUUUUUACACAACAAUUUUUUGCAACUCAUUCACUUACCUAUCUCCGGAAUUGCCAUCGAUAAGACUCUGUGCAUUGCCCCCCGCGUCCGAAGUCAUCAGCUUUUGCUGUUAUGACCACGGCACGUCCAAUUAUGUCCCACAUUUCCAACGAGGGAUCUACGAAACGGAAUGUGGCACGACCGGCUUCAUCAGCGCGUAUGUUCCCCAAA
Molecule: messenger RNA, 1636 nt
Organism: Drosophila nasuta
Lineage: Eukaryota; Metazoa; Arthropoda; Insecta; Diptera; Drosophilidae
Exons: 9
Coding region: 59-1195 (378 amino acids)
Source: RefSeq, a predicted model, not a curated record